AUGUAUGCAAUCGGGGGAUGUGCAAACCCCACCAUUAGCAGCCAAGGCAAUAGAUUCCUUGCUCCUGAUUAUCGAUUCCACAAGGAGGUUACAAAGCACCAAGAUUCAACAAAAGGCAACUGGAGAUCAGUGGGAGAUCUUAUGUUAAAUGGGGCAUUCUUCACAGCGUCGGAGGCUAAAGAAUCCUCAAGCUAUGCCAAAGCUUCGAGUAUGGCGGCAAGACCUUCCUCUAUUGUGGGCUCUAUCACUGUAAGUUCGGGUGUUCUCACCUGCAGAAAAGGUUCCAGCUGUUAG
Messenger RNA from Cryptomeria japonica (Japanese cedar), 294 nucleotides. RefSeq names its product probable pectate lyase 18. Bases 1 to 294 code for a protein of 97 amino acids. Gene Ontology annotation, molecular function: pectate lyase activity. The record is from RefSeq and is a predicted model, not a curated record. The transcript has 2 exons. NCBI's taxonomy places the organism in Eukaryota, Viridiplantae, Streptophyta, Pinopsida, Cupressales, Cupressaceae.